Exophiala dermatitidis NIH/UT8656 is the source of this 3149-nucleotide messenger RNA. RefSeq lists its product as uncharacterized. The coding region runs from base 650 to 2809 and encodes 719 amino acids. NCBI's taxonomy places the organism in Eukaryota, Fungi, Ascomycota, Eurotiomycetes, Chaetothyriales, Herpotrichiellaceae. The transcript is spliced from 3 exons. The record is from RefSeq and is a predicted model, not a curated record.
UAUCGCAGCAUACCACAGGGAGAUGAACCAGCUUCUAUAUCUAAACAUCUAACUGACUGGAAUCUUCCGAAGAAGAGGUCGUCUUUGUGGGAUACGAGCUCUGAGAUAGCCAGUGUUGCAGAAGUACAUACUCAUUUGUUCUGUUCAGUCGAUCUACCCGUCUCAAGACAGGGGUGGACUGUCUCGUGAAAGCACUUCUGGUACGGGACAAUCCAUAUUCACUACCUACAAUAUCGUGCAGGGGUCAACAGCGAAAGUGAUCAAUGGGCGGACUACUUCGAAGCCUCUAGAAUCUUCGAUCGACGUCUAGGACAUUCGAUUACUAUGAAGUGUCCCUUGUCUUGUCACUUCUGGCUGUGUUCAGGCUGCUCUUGAUAUCACUUUGGUCGCAUCAACCCGUGUCCUUUGUUUUAUUGUCACCUGCGACGUGAUCCAAAGCGACGUGAGCUGCCUUGUCACGCAGAGGCAUACACGCUAGCGUGACGCUGUACCUAUGGGUAUAAAGUUUCGUUCACAGUUCCUUCUUCCUCUUCCCUCUUUUCUUCUUUUCUUCUUGUUCGUCACACCGUUCUCUCAGGUCUCUUAGACUGUCCAAGUGUAUGGACACUGGACAUUAAAGUCACCUGAAGCAAGACGCGGAACAGCAACCAUGAGCGACCACGAGGGCGAAGGCCUGAACCUUGACCGCUGGGAGGAAGCCAGCCUGCCUGGAGCAACUUCCUACUCAUACGCUCCCUCAGAGGCCAUCAACAAAGGAAUCGCAGCUGUCGAUGGAGGCUUUGCCCAACCUGCAGGAGCACGUGGAGCCCGAGCCUAUGUGCCCAGAGGUCAACCUGGCGUUGCAGCAGAGACUUCUGGCCGUCCAGCACAACAACAUUCCCAUGAGGCUCACCAAGUUCGAGGUGGUCCCAGCGGUAGACACGUCGCAUCAGGAAGACCCCCUGUGAACAAGAGUGCCGCACAGAUCCGUUAUGAGGGCGGCAUUCCCCCAGAUGCAGAGUAUCAUCUCCCUUCAAACUGGCGAGCUCAGAAGACCAAGACCUUGAGAAUGGAUCGAUCCAGUCGACCACACCCGCUGCGCACGCUACAAGAUAUCAUGUUGAAAUUCGGCACCUACAUCAAGAAGCCAGAAGAACGAGAUGACAGGCUAUUCAUUUGGGGCACACAACAGCAGAUUAUCGACACCAAGGCUGCUCUUGAAAAGUGGCAGGAAGAACUCAGCAAGAGUAAAGACAAUAACCCGAGGUUUGCCAAAUCUACUGCCGUCGACGGUCGCUUAGAGCAUCGCGUUGAACGACAGAGCAAAAAGCAGGCAUUCUAUGACCUCUUGAAGCAGGCCUCGAUCGACUAUCAAUUCGAAGCUGCUUUCCUAUGGCCUCGGGAGCUGGACAUCGAAGAGUUCGCCAACCACCAUGCUGAUACUCUAGAUCAACUCAGAAGCACCUACAACUGCUACAUCGGCUUCCACGCUGAGGGGGUUCAGCACAUCACCAUCGGGGCGCACUAUGAGAAGGAUAUCAUGAACAUCAUGAAACGAGUGUUGAACCUCAUCAAGGAGCUUGUUGGUCGACGAGAUCAACUGACGAGCGUCAAUCUUGUUCAACUUCCCGACUUUUCAGUCUACCGGGAUCGUGUUGGACUCGAAGACAAGGACCCCCUGAGCGACUCCUAUCUUCCAACCCUGCAUGGCAAGCCGGCACCAGACGAAGCUGAAUGGGCGAAGGAACGUCGACUCACUAACAUCAACAACCGCAAGAAGAUGAAGAAGACAAUGGACGCAGCAAUCAAGCGACUUCGAAUCUCCCAACAACACGUGCGUAUGAGGGUCGUGUUUGGAGAGCUAGGGUUCAAGUUGUUCCAGAAGCCGUCCGAUGGCUCGACUACGUACUCCUUCGAAGACUUCUACCUCAUGGCCACCAAAGGUCGCAGCAAGCUUAGUAUGAACAGCCUUCCGGUUCGACAGGGCGACAUUACCGAACUAGCCGACAUUCUUGAUGGCAUGGAGGAGUUUCAUGAUGCGGUCGAAUCUUAUGGCGCAUACUUCGAUUUCCCAGCUGCAAACAGCCAGACAAUUCUUCGCUUGGAAACCGUCAUCAACCCAAUCGGCGACGACAGCGACGAAUACGAAAUGCUAGGACGUCGUUGGGUCGAAAUCGAUCAAAUGGUCUCUCGCCUUCAACUCAGUGUUUUCAACUUCGAACGGCCCGACUACCAGAUCACAAUGGACGCUUUUCCCAUGCACGUGAACAAAGCUCGCUCCCAGAUGAUGGCACAGUUUGGAAACAACAUCAGUUUCAUCCGUCCUAAGGAUGGCAUCAAAGCCAUGCCUCAUCGUCGCAUCAGAUAUCCUGCAGGACAGAGGGGUCUUACAACCGUCUCGGAGAUCACAGUGAAGAAGUGGCGAUUCAAGGACACCGACGCAUUCUUCGAGCUUCGCCGCAAGGAGGUCUACGAUGACAGAAUUACUCAGUACUCUCCUCACCCGGUCGAGACCAAGUGGCACGCCUUGUACUACUACCCCGAAUGGGACAACCUGAUGGGCGAAUUUGCAAAUGUCCAGGCAGGCGAGGACGUGACCUGGGUCAGAUCCGUCGCAACGUUCUUCCCUGAAGGCGGUGUCGACGAUGGCCGAGCUUUGCCUCUCGGGUUCAAGAAGUUCGUCAGCGAGGUUGAGGAGCUGCAGGAUCUGUUGGCCAAAGCUAUGAACCAAAUCGCCGCAGGUGCAGGUACCAGCAGUGAGGGCGAUGGUGCGACCAUGGUCAAUGGAGCCAGUUCGUCCACCAUGAUCAGUCAGAACGGACAGGCGUGAGGAUGAGGCGCAGUCAGUCAACGCCCGCGAUGGCCUUAAUCAGACAAGGAAUGGUCCAGAAGCCGUGCUGUGUACCUGGCAUGCUUAUGGGGAAGGGUAAAGUUGACAAGGGAGAGGCGCUUAUCCGUCACAGUUUCAGACGGUUCUGCAUGUGCAUUGAGACCUUAGCGUCUAUCAAGGUACAAUCGGUACCACUGGCAAAGAAUGCCAGCUAUGAGUUUUCUUUUUUUCCUUCCUAGUUGAUGAGCGCGAGUGCAAAAGUUUCUAGAAUGAGAACAGAGAUACCAAAAAUGCAAGUGCUUCUAAGCCAACAUCGGCCCCAAAGGUAGUUUCACAACCG